UAGUUAUCUGAAAGCAGUCUGAGGAAACGGUUGCGGGCUCGUCGCUACCGGAUGAUAAGCUAUAGUCUAUUUUUAAUUGAUCGGCGCUAGUGGUUAUUAUUAUAAAUCGAAGCAUUGUGGUCGCAAGAAGCAAAUGAAGUCAAAACACAAGUGAAGACAAUUUUAAAAUAGCAACAUAGAAAGAGAAAUAAGUAAAUGCAAAGUUAAAAGAGGGAAGUAAGUUUUUCGAAUAAAACACACAAAAUAUCGUUAGCAAAAGCUUGAAGCAGCAUUUGCGCCGAUUGUUUGCCCACACAUCCAACUAGCCACAGAAGGCGUGCGCAUACGACUUACUACACACUCACAAAUAAGCGAUUGGGAGCGAGUUCUAGUUACUUACAUAUACACAAACAGAUACUCACACAAGUGCAUGCGCCGGCAUACGAAAAGAAAGGUGAACUGGUGUAGAAACUGUUGCCUACAGUUUAUCAGCUUAUGCGGUAUAACGGUCUAUGUAUUCUGGACAGGUUCAUAAGCGCAUAAGUCUCUCUGCGCACCAAAACAAUUCAUCGGUGCCACCACUCUGAACAUCAUUGAAAAUAACCGUUGUUCCGUUCUCGCAUGCAAACAGCUGCAUCUGCGUCAGAUGUCUGGCCGGGCAGGCACAGAUCGACGACAAAGCUAACAUAGAUAACAACUAUCAACAAAAACAACCAGUAUAUACGAUAAAAGCAAACCAACAAUAAUAACGAUUAGGGCAAUAGCACCAGCGGCAAUAAUAAUAAACAACAACCACCAGCGACAAUCGACAACCCAAAGACUUGUGCAUUGACGGCAAUACUUUGUCGUAUUGAUUUAUUUAUUUAUUCAACACACUGCAGAAUAAAUGGCAACGCAGAGCAGCAGAGCACAUGAGGAGACCAAAGCCGUGGCUGAGCCCCUAAAUGGGAAUGAUGAAGAUUAUGAAAUCGACGAAUCGACUGCAGCUGUAGUCGUUCCACCGGAUAGCGGAUGGGCAUGGGUCGUGAUGGUGGCAUCAUUUUUAUGUUGUACGGUACUCGACGGGAUUGUUUUUUGUUCUGGUUUAAUUCAAGAAGACUUAAUCAAAGAGUUUAAUGUUAAAAAAGGUUAUGCGGCGCUAGUGUCUUCACUUCUCAGCGGUUGUUAUUUAAUGGCAGGACCAUUUGUAAGUGCCUUGGCAAAUCGCUUCGGUUUCCGCCCUGUAGCCAUAGCUGGAGCGCUAUUUGCAGCAGCCUGCUUUGGUAUAUCAUAUUGGGCUCGAAGUAUUGAAUUCUUAUUUAUAACAUAUGGGGUUCUCGCGGGUAUAGGUUUUUCCAUGGUCUAUAUACCGGCCGUUGUAAUAAUUGGCUUUUAUUUUGAAAAGUGGCGUGCUCUGGCAACCGGUAUUGCUAUGUGCGGUUCUGGAGUGGGCACUAUUGUAUUCACUCCAUUAACUGAUAUACUGCUAAAGUCGGGUUGGAGAUACACACUAGUAAUUCAAGGAAUUAUAAUCGCGUUUUGUGCUUUGUUUGCAUGCGCCUUUCGACCAAUUCAGCCCAUCACACUGGCUGUUGAUGAAGAUUCUAACGAGAACAAGAAUGAUAAUGAGAAACGCAAUGGACAUGGCAAUAUUGUUGCACCAAAGCCCCAACUCCAUCAAGCUGCCUUUACUAAACCACUGCCUGAAGGACGUUUCGCUUACUCAAUGCCAAAUUCAGCACAUAACACAUAUAUGGGGGCAUCUCCCAAACAUCAUUAUCCCACAGCUGCAGAAGUUUUUAGAGGUGCCAAUAUUGAGCGUCGCCUCUCAAGCUCUUCCGGUAAAGGUACCGAAUUGAAAGCUCUGCGAAAAUCGCAGCCUACUACUCCGAAUGGUGAGCCUCAACCCUCACAACUUCACUUCAAUAUCAACAAAGAAUUAACAACAGUUGGAGAAAAUGAAGAAGAAACUGAGAAUGAGAAUUUAAUCGAAACUGAGGCAAAACCAGUGGUAAUACAGGCACGUAGGCAUACAGUGUCUGGCAGAAGGCCAAACGACAUCGUUGGGAAGAAGAGUGCAGUGGGAUCGCAAGAUACCGUGCACAAUAUUCACACUAGACCAAUGUACCGUGAUGAUAUAUUCUUCACUGGUUCCUUGGCACGAAUUCCACAAUAUCAAUCACAAACUUCCCUAGCCUACCAUAUGUCGGUGACACGUCUUCCAACCAAACAGGAUAUGCUUGAGGAUCGCCAAAAGGGAUGCCGACUAUGUCCUGAAGCUGUGCGGCGUACUUUAUCGACGAUGUUGGACACAUCGUUACUCAAGUCGCCAUCCUUCAUGUGUCUGGCCUUCAGCGGCUUUCUAACCAUGAUGGGUUUCUUUGUGCCUUUUAUGUUUUUAACACCACGCGCCGAAGCGGCAGGAAUGGACAAAAGUACUGCACUGAGCGUUGUUUCUGGCAUAGGAUUAGUUAAUACAAUUGCUAGGUUAGUUUGUGGUACGGUCAGUUCGAUUCCCAGCGUGAAACCACUAUGGUUGAACAAUGUGGCCAUCACAGCGGGUGGUCUGGCGACAAUUUUCAGUGGACUAAAAAUAACGGUUGUGACUCAAUGGGCAUUCGCUAUCUUCUUUGGCGUUUGUAUAGCUUGUUUUUCGGCGUUGCGUUCGCUAAUUGCCGUGGAAAUGAUUGGAUUGGAAAAACUAACAAAUGCAUUUGGUUUCCUUAUGCUGUUUCAGGGUAUUGCAGCGACAGUUGGAGCACCUAUUGCAGGCAUACUCUUUGAGCUGACACAGGACUACAAUACUUCGUUCUACUUUGCUGGCGGACUGAUAUUAGUUUCGGCGUUCCUCUGCUACCCAUUGACAUAUAUUGCUAACUGGGAGAAGGCGCGCAAUGAGAGAAAGGCCGCGCAGAGCCCCCCAAGAGCCUAAGUACAUAAAUAUUCGGGAAUUAAAAUUAAAGCUAAAAUUAAAUUUAAAUUUAAAAUAAUAUCAUACAACUGAAUGAACAUAUAACAAUAAACUAGUAAAACUAAAGACUUGAAUUUAAACUGUGUAUGUGUGCACACAUAUGAAAAUAUUGAUAUAUAUAUGUAUAUAUACAUAUAUAUAUAAUCGACGCAGAAGGAUAUAUAUAUAUAUAUGUUUUAUGUUAUGUAAAAAAUAAGUUCGUAGUGACCGAGACGAAACUAAAGCUUCCUAACCGAAGUCAGGCAAAUAGCUUAAAUACAAUUUAUAAGUUAUACUGAGAAGUUACGAAAUUGUAAUUAAAUAUUUUUUAGGAUAUGCAUAUUUGCAUAUGUAGGUCGAAAAAGUUAUUAUAUUUUAAUAGCAACGACUACUCUAAUUUUAAUAUAAACCGCAGUGUAACACUAACAUUUAUAACUUAUUAAUUUGUUUAAAAAAAAAAAACGAAGGAAUAAUCUAAUGAAUAAAAAUUUUAAACUUAA
Messenger RNA from Bactrocera latifrons, 3408 nucleotides. RefSeq lists its product as uncharacterized. Gene Ontology annotation, molecular function: monocarboxylic acid transmembrane transporter activity. The transcript is spliced from 4 exons. The coding region runs from base 866 to 2890 and encodes 674 amino acids. The record is from RefSeq and is a predicted model, not a curated record. NCBI's taxonomy places the organism in Eukaryota, Metazoa, Arthropoda, Insecta, Diptera, Tephritidae. Gene Ontology annotation, biological process: monocarboxylic acid transport; transmembrane transport.